AUGUUCAAGGCCGUGAACACGCUAGUUCACAUCUUAUACAGCAUAUCAUAUGGCAAUAUGCUGCCAAGCCCGCCUGCCGAGAUGGCAUGUCAAUCUUCGGUGAAACGAAAGCGAAGCGAUAUUGAGGCCGAAGAGAAACGCGACUGCUCCUUCCAACUCGAGAAUCUGAAUACCAGCUCCUUCCACACGUUCGAGUCACUCUCGAAACUUCUUCGAGCUCAUAUCCCUCUAUCAUGGUUGUCUACAAAUCCUGCAAAUUCCUCCAUACCUUCGGGGAGCAUUCUACAGGGCGCCAUCAAGCAUGUCACCUCAUGGGAGUACUCUGUGCUUGCGGUUCGAAACAUACCUAACGGAGGCUUGUUCGUCCUCGAGAAAGUCGAUAGUGACGUCUUCGUGACUCAUCCACUCCAACCAUUCGUAACAGAAAAAUGGCUCCAAGACGCCAGCGUUGGCGCCGUACCACCAGUUUCGCUGCAGAUGGUGCUUCACUAUGUUCCAGAGCCAGAACUUCCUAUGCAGAAUACUUCAAGACGGACGCCAAGUCUCUCCUCACUUUCAGACCUGAAAGUUCCAAAGAAUCGCCGUGGUGCAGCUGCAAGGUUGUCAAUCUUGAGCCAUACCAGCAAACAAGAAGAAACCACUCCGUCCCCAAUGCUAGAACAGGUACCGGCUCAUGUCAUACAACCCGAGGUGCCAGAACAGCAACGAGAUCAAUUCCAGUCUGCGGCUGGGCGCUACGGAUAUGCGGAAGAUAUACCUGAACCCGCCCCCUCGGUUCAACAUAUAGCAGAAGAUCAGUCUCUUCCUGAUAUUGUCCAGCGGGACAUGCUAACCCCCGACUACCUCCGUCAACGAUAUCUGGACAAUCUGUACAGAAGCAAAGAGUCGUUGGCCUACUACACCAAAGGUCCCUUGAGUCGUGCUAGGGUUAGAGCUAGGGCCCCCGAUGCUUCCAUGACUCUUUCUGAGCUAGCAGCCUUCUAUAGAGAAAGUUUACUGCCUGUUAAGAAGGAAGAGCUGAAAUACAAACAAAGCAUUAAGCAGCUCAUCGUGCAGAGUGUUUCGACUCAACGUCCUGAUUCUGGUGAACAGCUUCCAGAAAAGAGAUCAGCAAGAAAGAGGACAAAGUUAGGGAAAGACGGUCUUUGGCCUGCGGAACACGAAUACAUUCUUCGUUGGUGGCAGGCUAGGAAUCUUGCGCCCCUUUCCAAAGAGCACCAGGAAGCCGAACUAGAUCGUGGUAUCGCUUCGUUGCGCAUGCGUGACGCACAAAUGCAGAUUAUCCACAUCCUUGAAAUCUUAUCCAUCGAGGCCAAGCAACCCAAGUUGUCGUUGCCCGAGGAAGAGACCACCACGACUGCUGGAGCUGAACACCUGGAUACUAAGAUGGUUUCAAUCGAGUCCGAUCCUCCUGCUCAAAAAUCAACCAAGCCAGUUAAAAAGCGAAACCUCGAGACCGACCUCGGCUUGCUUGCAGACAAGCUGUGUAUAUGGCAUGUCCUUGGGAUGGAGAGCCUACUUCCAUCGGUGGAUGAUCCGGAACAGAGUAAGAUUGACGAUGCAACCUCUCGAGAUAGACUGCGCAGUUUCUGCACCGAUGUUCUCAUUCCCUUCUACAAUUCAAAGCUCCCUCUGCUCUGCAAGUCCCUCUGCAAAACUCUUGCCGGGCCUGAAGUCUACGAGCAAGUCCAAAAGGCGGCGAGAAUCAAGGACAACCUCGCUCAGCCAUUCCCCUCAGCCACUACUGUGAGGAGUCGACCUUCAUCAAGAGCUGGGACGCUGCAACGUGUUCUUAGUGAAGAAGGCAUACAACUUCCUUCACCACCUCCAUUAGCCCGUUCCUCUACCCUGCCGCCAGUACCGCAUUUCAAAUCAGAAACCUCUGAUCUUUCACGAAGAACUCCUGACAGACAAGCUUCUCUUAGCUUUUCUAACCGCUUGGUCGACCUCGAAGCCGACUCACAAGCCACUGCUCACAAGAAAAGGAAAUUGGAACGUGUCGCCAGCCAGAAACAAGAAUUGGCAGCAGCUAUCCAGGCCUUAAAGAAGCCAAAUCGUACCCGUGCAGGAAAGGCAUAUAUGGACGAGCUUGAGCAGCGUAGCUUGGAAUUAAAGACUCCCAUACUCAUCACAGCCACUCCUCGAGCAGAACGUCGGAAAACAAUCGACGAUAUUCCGGCUUUGCCUCCGCCCCCCUUGCAAGACCUGGCGAUACCAUCCUCUACCAUAAAACCAAGGGCUGGGGGAGCUUCCUCACACGUUUUGCUACCAUCAUCAAGUAGGAAGAAGGCGGUCUUGGCUGCUAUCAACAGUACUCCAACGAGGGGCACAUCAAGGUUAUCGGAUCCUCUGCAGAUAUCCAACAAGUCAAGCACGGUCCAGCAUUCAGAUCUGGUCAGCAAGCAAGCAAUGGAAACUAUCUUCAGUACGCCGAAAAAGCAGGUCAAGACUCCAUCCGCCAGCAAAGAAAACGGAUUUCACCUCCCUGAUCUUGCUUUCAAGACAAUGGAUCGAGCUAUGAAGAUGCCGGUGGGAGAUUCAAUCUAUGAUGAGCUCGGUUGGAAUGACGACGAUGAGAUGUGA
Molecule: messenger RNA, 2583 nt
Organism: Lithohypha guttulata
Lineage: Eukaryota; Fungi; Ascomycota; Eurotiomycetes; Chaetothyriales; Trichomeriaceae
Exons: 2
Coding region: 1-2583 (860 amino acids)
Biological process (GO): DNA replication initiation
Cellular component (GO): DNA replication preinitiation complex
Source: RefSeq, a predicted model, not a curated record